GUUUUAAGGGAUCAAUUGAGUAGUAUGCAAAGAAAAAUGGAUGAUGGAGAUAUAGAAGUAUCAUAUAAUCUCACACGCAAUUCGACAUCUCGUUCACGAUCAAAGCUAGAGGAUUCAAUGUUACAUGAGUCCUUAGAAAAUGAAAAUACUUGCAUACAUACUUGCUUAGAUGAUCAUGUUUCUAAGAAACCCGUGAGGGGGGCAUCAGGAAACCGAGUAGCUGUUAAGAAGUACAGAGAGAAAAAAAAGGCACAUAAUGCUUACUUAGAGGAAGAAGUUAAAAAACUACGGGUUGUGAAUAGAGGAUUGGUUCGAAAAUUGCAGUUUCAGGCUGCUCUUGAAGCUGAGGCCGUGAGGCUUAGAAGUUUGUUGAUGGAUUUGAAAUCUCAGAUUGGUAAAGAACUUGGUGUGUCUCGGUUUUACAUACAGAGUUGCAAUGACAGCUACGAUUGUUGCAUUGGUGGUGACUGAUCAUUGGUAAGACAUCAUCUCGUAUAUGUAAAAUACAAUUUCUAAUAUUUUAGUACUUUGGUAACACAUGUGUAAAAUAGCUGUGUAAUAUCUUUUUUGUAUUGGUCGUGACUGGCCGACUGGGUGAAGAGUCCCAUCGUGAGCUUCCUACGAGUCAAAGAUCGUGUGUCCAUAUCUUAUCACAGUGUGCAGAAUGAAUGUUAUGCAACCACAUGAUUGAAAGGGCCAUGUGGGUGGCAGCCACUAUAUUGUGAGAAGAUGGUGCAUUGGUUAUUCGAAUGGUAGUCUUAAUGUUGUGUCUACCACGACGGGUUGUGUGCUUAUAUGUUUUUGUUUGACUAUUAUAUAUCAGUGUGACACAUGAUUCAGUGUAAAUUUCAAUAUAUAAUACUGAUGCGACAACCUUUUAGAA
Molecule: messenger RNA, 883 nt
Organism: Erigeron canadensis
Lineage: Eukaryota; Viridiplantae; Streptophyta; Magnoliopsida; Asterales; Asteraceae
Product: basic leucine zipper 23-like
Exons: 1
Coding region: 25-471 (148 amino acids)
Biological process (GO): regulation of transcription by RNA polymerase II; DNA-templated transcription
Molecular function (GO): DNA-binding transcription factor activity, RNA polymerase II-specific; RNA polymerase II cis-regulatory region sequence-specific DNA binding
Source: RefSeq, a predicted model, not a curated record